Carassius gibelio (silver crucian carp) is the source of this 1059-nucleotide messenger RNA. Its product is annotated as putative transcription factor ovo-like protein 3. Gene Ontology annotation, biological process: epidermal cell differentiation; regulation of transcription by RNA polymerase II. The record is from RefSeq and is a predicted model, not a curated record. The coding region runs from base 226 to 1059 and encodes 277 amino acids. Gene Ontology annotation, cellular component: nucleus. Lineage: Eukaryota; Metazoa; Chordata; Actinopteri; Cypriniformes; Cyprinidae. The transcript has 3 exons. Gene Ontology annotation, molecular function: DNA-binding transcription factor activity, RNA polymerase II-specific; RNA polymerase II cis-regulatory region sequence-specific DNA binding.
GUGCUGAGCUUGCUGUGCCCUUCAGCCCCGCGCGCCGGAGGACCAUUUGCAUGGCAGGUCCAGUUAAAUGAGGAGCCCAGAUUCUCUCUACCUGCCAUGCAAACCAGCGGAGCAGCAGUUAAAGCAGCCUCUCUCCAGAGAUAUGGAAAUCAUCCGCUCUCAGAUUGACUCUCUAGACACUGAGCUGUAAAGCAGAGCUGUGUGUCCGUCCGAGCCGGUCUGAAGAUGCCUCGCUCGUUCCUGGUCAAGAGGAAGCAGUCGGCCUGCGCUGGAUGGCAGUGGAAGGAGCCGGAGCUGGAGCUGGAGCUGGAGCCGGAGCCGGAGCCGGAGCCGGAGCCGGAGCCGGAGCCCUGCUUCAGUCCUCACACAGCGUCUGUCCAGACUCCCAGCGCUGGUCUGGAGUCAGUGUGUGAGCACAAACACACAGCUCUUCCUCAUCCUCAUCCUCAUCCUCCUCCUCCUGCGCUGGCCUCGGCUCCGCUCAACAAGGUGAAGCUCCUGCAGAUCCUCAGGGUCUGGUCCUGGAUCUCCAGGAAGCUCAUGUGUGUCUCGCUCUGCUUCCAGGCGCGUGAAUCCAGCGGCUCGUCAGAGUUCCUGUGCUCCGUGUGUCAUAAAGUGUUUCCUCUGCAGCGCAUGCUGACGCGUCACCUCAAGUGCCACAGUAUGAUCAAGAGACACCCCUGCAGGUUCUGCGGGAAGGGCUUCAACGACACCUUCGACCUGAAGAGACACAUGAGAACACACACCGGUAUCCGUCCGUACCGCUGUGAUCUGUGUGAGAAGGCCUUCACGCAGCGCUGCUCUCUGGAGUCUCACCUGCGGAAGAUCCACGGCAUGCGACAGCAGUACGCUUACCGCCAGCGGCGCUCCAAGAUCUUCGUGUGUGAGGACUGUGGCUUCACCUCCAGCCGACCGGACGAGUACUUCCUCCACGUCAGACAGCAGCACCCGAGCAGCCCGGCCCUGCGCCGUUAUUACCGUAAACACAUGCUGGAGAGCCCCUCGCAGCACCGCAUCGCCCCCUUCAUGCUGUACCCCGCUGCAGGACUCUACAUGUGA